Messenger RNA from Suillus fuscotomentosus, 1886 nucleotides. RefSeq lists its product as uncharacterized. The transcript is spliced from 5 exons. The coding region runs from base 74 to 1822 and encodes 582 amino acids. Gene Ontology annotation, cellular component: DNA replication factor A complex; chromosome, telomeric region; site of double-strand break. The record is from RefSeq and is a predicted model, not a curated record. Gene Ontology annotation, biological process: DNA replication; nucleotide-excision repair; double-strand break repair via homologous recombination. NCBI's taxonomy places the organism in Eukaryota, Fungi, Basidiomycota, Agaricomycetes, Boletales, Suillaceae.
CUUUGAAGUCCGAUACACGACUCACUCAGUGACUGCGAAUGUCGAGAUUGCUGACAAUCUCAAGUCCAACGACAUGAGUUCUUCCAGCACAUCUCCAUCCACACAGGACAUCUGGAAGUGGACAUUCACCAAGGAAGCGACUGCUCCAUGCUUCAUUAGAGACGCCCUCUCGAUGAAGGAAAGCAACACCGGAGAUGCCGACUUUUACUGGCUGGGACACAUCCCCUGUCGAAAAGUGAUCAUUGUUGGCAUAGUGGUUGGAAUCCAGGACUACGAGAAACGGACGUUGUACACGAUCGACGAUUCUACGGCUGUCAUAGACUGCGUGCUUCGUCAUCCUUUGCCACCGAAAGCUCCAACGAAUACUGAUGCAAGUCGCUCGGUUCAGAACUCAAAAUGGGAGGCGACGUCACUUAUUCCUCCUGCGCCACCCACUCCUGUCACUGCUAUCGGUUACCCAGUGCAAGUAAUCGGCAAAGUUUCUCGGUUCUACGAUACAAGACAAAUAGUAGUCGAAUCUAUUGAACCCUGCGAGUCGACUAAUGACCAAUGGAAACACUGGAAAACAGUUGCGGAGCUUCACAAGUCGAGAUAUUCCGUGCCGAAACCGUUUGAGAUACCAGCGCCUCUUGCUGUUUCUUCAUGUGAGACUGGUUCGGAAGAGCUUGGAAACUGGCAUGAAAGGAGACAGCCAGCUGCGGCAUCCACGUCGGCAUCGGGGACGGGUAUCCCCGCGCCCCGCACGCCCUUGAAGCGUCCAGCACACGAUCAUGCCCCAUCCUCACCACUUACGGAUAGUACAACCUCCGCCGCAUCCAGUCCAAUUAAACAUGGAUCUACAGAUCCACCGAAACUUCGUCACCCUUCCCGAUUACAUGCGCGGGACUUGACUGAGAACACGUUUCGAUUGUACCUCAAGCAUUACAUGGACCAUGCUGUUGUGGCCCUUCAUUGGGACACAGAUGAUAAUUUGUUCUCGACGCCGACCAAGCGCCCGCGCGUUCCAUUGGACCAGACUCCUAAGGCACGAACGGUGUAUACAACGGAUAACAUGACGCCACGCGCAUCUACUCUGAAUGAUAGUGCUCCCGAUCGCCCUGCAUUCACGCUCUCGCACCUACGCCGCGUUCCAGAACUCGCGCUUCUCGCUUGCCGGGUGGUUCAUGCCGAGAGGAAGCGACGCGCCCGAGCAGAGAGGGAUGCAGAAAAAGACAAGGCUAUGCAGACACAGAAGACCUCCUCGAACAAUACCCAUGUGGCCUUAUCGAAAGCCCUUACUCAUUCACGAACGAGGACCAAGCCCACAGAUGUGCCGCGUGUGAAGAUGAAGCGCCUAUUUUCGUGGGCGGUAUUAAAGUUAUAUGAAGAGGGUAGCAUCGUGCUCUGGGACCAACCACUGACGCCCGUUGCUGUCUCCGGUUCGCGUCCUCCUGAGUCUGGCGACACAAGCGGGUUGUGGAAGACUGCGAACAACACUGCUAAUUGCUCAAGUGCGAAUAGCUCAGUGUUUUCAACCGCCAAUAACACGAUGUUUUCUUCUACUGGGGCUUCUUCGUCCAAGUUCGUCAUGUCUGAAGAAGAUGCUUAUCUCUCUGAUCCACCGAUGUAUGAGGAAGAUGAGGCUUAUGUUUCUGUGACGCCAACAUUGCUUGCUGCACCUGUGCGAAAGAUCAUGCGCGCGAAGGGGAUGCGAGGCAAGAGUGUCAAGGUUGGAGCGGAAGAAAUUACAAGGUGUUUGAGAAGAGAGGAUGCACGCUGGGCGCGGAUUGGGGCGUGGGCUGUGGAAGAGACUAUGGAAAUGAUUCUUGGGGAGCGGAAGUAAGUUCGUCGCGUUGCGAGCGCAUGUUUGGGGUCGAUUGCAUCUGGGUUUGCGGCGGAAUGUCAUA